AGGCAGGCUAGCGUCAUUCUCGACAAUGGUGAGCAGGCGGGCGGGCGGCCCACCUGGCGCCAUGUGAGCCCCCAAACGAAGUCACCCUCGCAGCAUGUCCGGGGGCGCCACCCCCAGCCGCCUGCUGCUGCUGCUUCUCCUGGAGGCGGCCCUUUUCAGACCCCCGGCCGUCCUGGCCCUCGGAAAUAUCGGAUGUCUAUUUAGCUCAGACUUAUGCGCCGAGGAGUUCGAGUGGUGUUUUGACGACUAUGCAUUCGGCCGGUGUCUUCCACUAUACGGCCACGUGUCCGAGGAGUUCCUGCACCGGCGAGAACUCGGCACCGAUGAGCUGCAGCUGCUUGAGUCGCAGAUGUCGCGGCUCUUCGAGGCCGGUUUCCGCUGGAGCCACGCGUACACGCAGUGCGUCAUGCAGGCGUCGCUGCGCACCCUGCAGCUAGGGGAGGAGUUGGACGAGGAUGAGAGCGGAGAAGAGUGUGGUCCGCUGGCCAACCUGGACCUGCAGGCAACUCCGCGGCAGAACGAAGGAAACACUGACGGCGCCCUUGACGCCAAAGACGUCGCCUUUGUGCGGUUCGUGCCCAGCGCCAAGAAUCCUCACCCCGACUUCGCAGAUGAACUCUACUUCCCUCCCAUGGACCAACGCAGCACAACCAAUGAAAUCGAACCGUUUGUAUACGAGAAGAAGGACGGAAAUCACGAGCCUUUCCACUUUUCGCGGCACCUGGGUCUGCAAGUGGGCAACAACGACGACAACAUGCCCUCUGUGACCGCCGUCGAACAGGAAGAUCAACUUUUGGCAGCCUCGCAGCCAGCUUACACCGAGGGUGGACUAGUCUUCCUACCUCAAGGCGAGGAUGGCAAGAGGAAGAGCUCGUUAGACGAGAAGGCGUCGCGCUUGUCUGCUAUUCUGGCGCAGUACGGCGACCUCGACUGGGGCUUCAAGCGACGCGAACGGCUAGACGUGAAAAAACCUGGCCCGCCGUUCCUCACAAACAGCUACGCUUACGUAAAUUCGAACGAAAUCCCUACUGGCUCGACGGAGAGUGGAUCAAAACCGGAGGAAAAGAUGCAGUCAGACCAGUCAAGCAAAUCGCAAUUGACCCGCGAGGUGGUUGAGAAUCACUUGUCAGUGGACAGGAAUGAGGUGCCGCAGAGCAAGACGCGUCGGCGACCACCACCGCCUCCACAGCCGCCACUACCACCUCCAGGUGAGGAUGACCUACACCUGGACUCAGUGGACCCGAGCUACGCGUACGUCGGCUUCAAGAACAGUCGUGCGUCCAGGGUGAACAGCUGGAAGCAGGGUGCCGACGUGGUGAACGCCAUUGCUGACCUCCUGCACCUGGACCGCAGCGACCUGAGCAACGUCAGGGUUGAUGUCAACGAGGUCACUUUCAAGGUGGAAGAGCCCAACGAACAGGGUUUGAACGCCAGCGAGGUGGCGAGGAGGGUCGAAAGCAUGAAGCAGCAACUCAAAGACCUCAUUGGUGUCGAAGUUUCUACUUCUGGCAUCGGGGAUAAGAACAAGCUGCCAAAUGCGUCGGCGAUUGGCACUGGUGCUGAGACGGAGCGACAGAUCUUGAUCCUGGGCCUGUUGGUGAGCGGCGUGUUGUUCGCGGGCGCCGUGGCGGCCGCUUUGCUCGUGCUGCUCGGCCGGCACGCCAAGAGCAAGGCCAAGUUGCAGCAGCUGAACAACCCUGAUCAGGCCAGCAAGGACUACCAGGACCUGUGUCGCGCCAGAAUGGCUACCAAGGCGGAGAAGGGUGAGGUUUGCGGCCCACAGCGCGUCGUCAGCCUGUCCAAGGAAGGCGACGGCAACAACAGUCCCAACAGUAACCGCAGCAGCACGUCCUCUUGGAGCGAAGAGUCGGCGUUGACCAACAUGGACAUUUCAACAGGGCACAUGGUUUUGUCAUACAUGGAGGACCACCUGCACAACAAAGGACGACUGGAUCAGGAAUGGGCAGGCCUGUGCGCGUAUGAAGCUGAGCCAAACGAAACAACUAUUGCUUCGAUGUCGGAGAACAAGCCGAGGAACAGGUACGAGAACGCUUUGCCCUACGACCACUCGCGGGUCAUGUUGAACGCUUUGGCCAACGCCAAUGGCUCCGAUUACAUCAACGCUUCGUCAAUCGUGAGUUGGAUUUUAUUAUUUUACGUUUUGAUUACAAUUUUUGCCCGGCAGACCGAUCACGAUCCACGCAACCCGGCGUACAUUGCGACGCAGGGGCCGCUGGAGCAGACGGUGGCCGACUUCUGGCAGAUGGUGUGGGAGCAGGGCAGCGUGGUGAUGGUCAUGCUGACUAGACUGAACGAAAACGGCGCAGCCAUGUGCCACCGUUACUGGCCUGAGGAGGGAUCUGGCCUCUACCACAUCUAUGAGGUCCACUUAGUUAGCGAGCACGUCUGGUGCGACGACUACCUGGUCAGGAGUUUCUACCUGAAGAACGUGAAGACGGGCGAGACGAGAACGGUCACCCAGUUCCACUUCUUGUCUUGGCCGGAAGGCGGAGUUCCUCAUUCCAUCAAGGCUCUGCUCGAGUUUAGAAGGAAAGUGAACAAGUCAUACCGAGGCCGGUCGUGUCCGAUCGUGGUGCACUGUAGCGACGGCGCCGGUCGGACGGGCACGUACUGCCUGUUGGACAUGGUGCUCAACCGCAUGGCCAAGGGGGCCAAGGAGAUCGACAUCGCGGCCACCCUGGAGCACAUCCGUGACCAGCGGGCCGGCAUGGUUCGCUCGAAGGCGCAGUUCGAGUUGGUGCUGAUGGCCGUGGCCGAGGAGGUGCACGCUAUCCUCAAGGCCCUGCCUCAGUAGUAGUCUGAUAAAUAACGAAACAAAAAAAAAGCCCGCGCGGCGACACUGCCAAGGCGCAGUGCCCGCCGGGCUGACGACCCGGCGACCUCACGGGGGCGCCGCCGCCCCGCGGCCCCGUCCCCGCGGGGCCCCCGGGCCGCGGCGCCGUACGAGCUGACGGUUCUCGACACACAGCAAGUUCACGCGACGCCUCUUUCGUUCCCGGUUUUCUUCUCUCUCUACCGAUUUAUUUGCGGACACACGUUCAACUAUUAGCAUGUAGCGGAUCCAUCAUCAUUAUACACACACAACACACACGAAUAUUAUUAAUUAAAAAUUAUUGUUACAACGCAAAUUCAACACACACACUAUCUCUCUCGUGUUUUACGUUCUAGUCAGUCGAAUUACGAAGCGAUGUGUAUUUAUUGAGACACAAGAUAUAAAAUCAUACGCAGAUAUAAAAUACUACUACCGAAUAUUUAACGUAUAAUACGUGUUUAAAUAUGCAGAAAUAUUUUAGCAAAGUAGCAUGGAAUAUGAUAUAUGAAUUAAUUAUAUACAUGAAAUAGAGUUUAACAGCUCUGCUCUUUUUUCCGGCCGAUGAUGACUUUUGUGCCGGGCACUCUGGGGGUAUUUGAACCCCAGCCUCUCAAAUACCUCCAGUAUUGUCCACAGACUGACGUCACCACCGGCUCAGAGCCGCCCUUUGGCGCCCCGCUCCCCCCACCAGCUCUCGUUUCUCCCUUUUUAAUUCAACUCUUGCUUUCCAGCCCAGCGUUUAUAUUCUUUUAACGAGACAAAAAACUUUCUCUAUUUUUAUAUGACACUUAACAGCAGGAGUGAAAAGAAUAAUACGCAGAUUGGAUCUAUUUUCCUAUUUUCUCUUUCAUUUAUCGAUUUGCUAUAGAAAAACUCACGAAAAAAAUGCUUUCUUUCGCUGACACUAAAUAUAUAGAGCUCAGGUUCCUUCUCACCGAAUUUUAUCCUCAUCGAGUAAUGAAACAUGUCAAUUGAUCAGACUUACUGUGGCUACGAAAUCAUUGGUAUCCCCGAUCCCUCUUUUUGAUUGUCACCCGAGGAAAACAUUUGAUGCACGUUUGAAAACGUAAUCAUUAUAUUAUACAAUUUAAUCUCUAUCGAUGUUAUUACCCAUGCUGUGCGAAAUAGUUCAUGUUGUUAUCCAAGCUAUUUUUGUGUGUAUGUGUUGAAAGAGCGGAAAGCAGGCCUACGUCUACAAAACCAAGUAAUUAUAAUACGAGAACGCUUCUAUAUCGCACACUCUCAUUUUUCCUCUUUGCUCUGGAAAAAGUAGAUGAAAACAAACCGAUGAAGAUCGUGUUUACGUUUGUCGUCCCCGACUCAAAACUACCGGUGUUUUUUCUCCGAUACACUUUGUCCUCAUCACAAAAUAGCACACACAAUUAAGAACAUUGUAAUUAAGGCCAAUAAAGUUACAUUUCAGUGGAAGCAA
This is a messenger RNA of Cloeon dipterum, 4265 nucleotides long. It is a transcript of the gene IA-2, whose product is annotated as tyrosine phosphatase IA-2. Bases 95 to 2815 code for a protein of 906 amino acids. Lineage: Eukaryota; Metazoa; Arthropoda; Insecta; Ephemeroptera; Baetidae. Gene Ontology annotation, biological process: protein dephosphorylation; regulation of secretion. Gene Ontology annotation, molecular function: protein tyrosine phosphatase activity. Gene Ontology annotation, cellular component: synapse; secretory granule. The record is from RefSeq and is a predicted model, not a curated record. The transcript has 15 exons.